This is a messenger RNA of Colletotrichum higginsianum IMI 349063, 1596 nucleotides long. Its product is annotated as Glycosyltransferase family 71. The coding region runs from base 1 to 1596 and encodes 531 amino acids. The record is from RefSeq and is a predicted model, not a curated record. Gene Ontology annotation, molecular function: alpha-1,2-mannosyltransferase activity. Gene Ontology annotation, cellular component: Golgi apparatus. NCBI's taxonomy places the organism in Eukaryota, Fungi, Ascomycota, Sordariomycetes, Glomerellales, Glomerellaceae. The transcript has a single exon. Gene Ontology annotation, biological process: mannan biosynthetic process.
AUGGCGGGAGCCAAGCGGACGCGCGUCGUCUUCGCCCUCUUCAUCACAUGGUUUCUGGUAUUGUUGUUCAGAAACAACGACACAGGCACCCAGUCGUCCCAAUCGUCCAACGGCGGACCGCCGGAGCAUCCGCUGAGAGACUCCCCUUUCGACGAGAACAUCCCUCCCCCCAGCCGCGGCGAGAGUCCCACACUCGAUGGUAAACUCGACUCUCGGCCGCAGACGCAGCAAGCACAACUCAUCCCCGAUGCCCAUAAGCUCACGGCAGCCGACGAGUUCAUCCCCCAUUUCGCCGCAGUUAUAAACCUGAAGGGUAUCUCUCAACAAGAAGCCCGUGCAGCGUGUGCCUGGCCUGCGGAAACUUAUGUUGAUUUUCAGUUCUCCAACUCGCUGGAAUGGGUCGUCGAGGGCCGGCCGAUUUUGGAGAUCGAGCUACGCCGGCGAGAAUGGCACGACUUCGUCCAAGGUCAGAUGAUCCCGUAUGCGAGUGUCAAGGAUCGAUUCUCGGGCCGUGGGCUGGUCAUUGUUGCGGGAAACGCAGACACAGUGAUGCGUGUCAAGGUCAUCCUGCGCCAGUUGAAGAAGCUUGGUGCUACGAUCCCCGUUGAAAUUCACUACUGGGACGACGAGAUGGACAUUGGAGCCAUGGCGGACUUGAACGUGUUGUACGAACCGAUAUACUACAAUGACCUCUCCGAAGACCACAACAUUGUCCACAUCAAGAAAGACGGGAUCUUUGGGAUCAACUACCAGCUCAAGACGGCAGCUCUCCUAAACUCCAGAUGGGCCGAACCUCUUUUGCUGGACUCGGACAACAUUCCCGUCCUGGACCCGGCCAUCCUCUACGAUUCGCUUCAGUACACCGAGUACCACGCAGUGUUCUGGCCCGACAUCGCGCGCACGCGGCCCCAGAACCCGGCGUGGGCCAUCUUCAACACCCCCUGCCGGAUGGCCGAACACGAGCAGGAGAGCGGCCAACUGCUGGUGGAUAAGGGGCGUUUCUGGUAUCAUCUCCAACUCGCCUCGUGGCUGAACAACGAACAGGGUAAAUACUACAACGAGUUCCUGCUGGGCGACAAGGACAUGUUCCGCUUUGCGUGGCAUGCCCUGCGCACGACGUUUGGAAAGCCGAGGAAGUGGCUCACGAGCGUGGGGACGGAGAACGAGGGCUUCUACUGCGGCCACUCCUUCGCCCAAUACCAUCCAGACGACGGCCGCGUCGCGUUCCUCCACGGCGGGCUAGUCAAGACGGUGUCUCUCGAGGUCAUGCGCUGGAACCGCGACGUCAAGGGGGGGUAUCUGCGGCAUUACAAGAGGGCGCUGAGCGAGGAGAGCCCCGAGGUGAGCGUCAACGUGGCCAUCAAGUGGGAUGGCGCCGCGUAUAUGCCCUUCCACUCCGACAAGUUUGCGGCAGCGCAGUGUACCGACAUGUCCGACGUCGAGGCGAGCGAUCUGGACGAUCUUCUGCCUGGGUUCGAGCAGACGUUCCGCGAAAUCGGCGGAUACUGGCAACUGGACCAAGAAGACUCGACGAAGCUGCUGGUCGAGGGCCGACAGGUCGUUGCCAAACCGCAGCUGAACUUUGGUCGCGCGUGA